This is a messenger RNA of Trypanosoma grayi, 978 nucleotides long. RefSeq names its product Alpha-(1,3)-fucosyltransferase, family GT10. The transcript has a single exon. Lineage: Eukaryota; Euglenozoa; Kinetoplastea; Trypanosomatida; Trypanosomatidae. The record is from RefSeq and is a predicted model, not a curated record. Gene Ontology annotation, cellular component: membrane. Bases 1 to 978 code for a protein of 325 amino acids. Gene Ontology annotation, molecular function: alpha-(1->3)-fucosyltransferase activity.
AUGAGGUACGAGCCGCAAGGGGAACGGGAGUUCAAUUGCCGAAUAACUUCUCGGGUGUCAUCAAGGCAUCUCAAGUUUGCGGACGUGACGAUUCAUCACAUUGGGUCUCCUCCAAAGCGAAGCCUUAACGGGCGACCGUAUCUCAGGGUCUUUUACACCGGAGAAAGCAACCAAACCAAUCAGUUGACAAAUAAUGAAGCUAAUCAACGUUUGUUUGGCAUAAUUGUCUCCUUUCACCUCCAUCGGCAGUACCACUUCACGUGGACCCAUCGUCAGCAGCCGCAUUUCAUGAGUAUCCUUCACGGUAACCGAAAUAAUGAAGAUGCCACCAGCGGUGCCACGUGGUCAGCGUGGAAACAACGCCAGUCAGCAGUUGCGGCGUUUGGGUCUAGUUGCAGAGCAAACCGUCAAAAGGUAUUCAGUCGCCUGUCGAAGAACUACUCUGUUCACAACUAUGGUGCAUGUGGCGAUAGUCACCCGCUCCCCUCUGAAUGUGCAGCUGUUGUGGGUCGUUAUCCUCAGAAGUUGUGCGUCUUCCGCAAGUACAAGUACGCCGUGGCGUUCGAGAACACGAAAGAAGUCGACUAUGUGACAGAGAAGGUGUACCAUGCCCUCUUGAGUGGCACUGUCCCACUAUACUGGGGCAUUCCGAACAUCGACGAUUUUGUUCCGAUGGGCCGUAGUAGCUUUGUGGAUGUGGAACCAUUUAUCCCAGGCAUGUUGGGUGACUUGUCGACGGUGAGUGAGACGAGCGGUGAGGAAGAAGAGGAGGAGGAGGGAUUCCGGCGUCUUGGACAAUAUCUGAAGCAGCUGGAGUUUGACGAAGUGGCAGUACGGCAUCUAUUUGCUUGGCGCAGUGUCACACAUGCGGAGGAAUGGGGUGAGCGGUUCCUUAACAACAUGUACCACACGGACCCUGUCUGCGCAAUCUGUGCCGAAACCCGCAAGAAACGUGGUAUUGUACUGAGGCACAAGUAG